AACGCAUCUGGUGGUUUGCCUCCGGGCUGUUAUAUGAACGCAAUCUGACUGUCGGGGAACUUACUCUGUGUUCGGCCUUCCUGCAGCUCACAACAGCUACCCAAACUAUUGAUUUCACACUUUACCAGCAUGUGACACCGCAGCGGGACUUCAUAGUGUCAGACCGUGUCUGCGCUUGUUGUUUGUGGAAGAAGGGGUGGAAAGGCCCGGCACACAUCUGACCAACCUGUUACCACUUAAUGAUGUGAAACUCAUGGCUGGAUUGAGACUGAUCACUGAACAUCUUCCCUGCUGUGUUCACUGUCCUCUGGAUCAUUUCACAUCUUCGACACCAUCUGCUCACAGUGAGAACAAUAUAAAUUACAGUCAGCAACAGGUUGGAUUGGACUCAUCCGUCACCCUGGGAAUUUGCAAUGUGAGCUAAUGAGUAACAUUAAACCACCCUUGGCCUGUGUAGGUAGUUGUGCUGGCCUUUGCUUUUAUUUUUCAGGGUCAGUACUCGUAGAUAAUGACAUUACCUCAAUAAACUCGACACCAGGCUUGUAUUCUUUAUCGAUGAUGUGGUAAAUCUCGCGAUACUGAGACCGUCUGUAGUUGCGAUGGCUGCUGCUUCCUCUUUAGAGAAGAAUCAGCCCCUCCUCCAGCUCCAGGAGGUGGACUCCAGUCGAGUUGGUAGUCGCGUCCUCACUCCGGUCCUCAGCUCCUCCUCUCCUGGCUUGUCCCUGGAAACCAGCCAACCCAUCUGCAUCGCUUCCCCUUACACCGAACUUGGCCACGACUUCACGACAAUACCUUUCUACAGUCCAGCUAUCUUCAGUUAUGCCGGUCAUGGCAUUCCAGAUGGCCCCUCCGUCCAUCAGUCGCUAAGCCCCUCCUUAUUCUGGCCCAGCCACGGCCACGUGGGGCCACCCAUACCCCUGCACCACUCCCCGGCUCGGCCUCAGCACGGGCAGCCAAUCCAGAGUCCAUGGGUGGAGCUGUCGCCGCGGGACACUGUCUUUACAACCAGUAAGAGUGUGAAGAGGCGUUCUCAGGAGAGCGAGGAGGCGGUGGUGUCGUCCAUCGGGAAGGCGGACCUCCACUACUGUGCUGUGUGUAAUGACCAUGCCUCGGGCUACCACUACGGUGUCUGGUCGUGUGAGGGGUGUAAGGCCUUCUUCAAGAGGAGCAUCCAAGGACACAAUGACUACAUCUGCCCAGCAACCAAUCAAUGCACUAUAGACAAGAAUCGCCGUAAGAGCUGCCAGGCGUGCCGCCUUCGCAAAUGUUGCGAAGUUGGUAUGACCAAGUGUGGUAUGCGAAAGGAGCAUGGGAACUACAGGAACCCCCAGACGAGGCGAGUGACCCGUCUGUCCUCACAGGGCAGAACCAACAGACCAAAGGCGUUAAGCGGACCAGCGGUGGGUUUGUUACCCGCACUCCACCCUCCUGCACUGACCCCAGAACAGCUGAUUGGGCAGAUAAUGGAGGCAGAGCCGCCGGAGAUCUACCUCAUGAAGGACAUGAUGAGGCCGCUGACUGAAGCCAACGUCAUGAUGUCGCUCACCAACCUGGCUGAUAGGGAGCUGGUUCACAUGAUUAGCUGGGCCAAGAAGAUUCCAGGGUUUGUAGAGCUCAGCCUCUUGGACCAGGUGCACCUGCUGGAGUGCAGCUGGCUGGAGGUGCUGAUGAUCGGACUGAUGUGGAGGUCAGUGGACCAUCCAGGGAAACUCAUCUUCUCCCCUGACCUCGGCCUGAGCAGAGAAGAGGGGAACUGUGUCCAGGGCUUCUCGGAGAUCUUUGAUAUGCUGUUGGCUGCUACGUCCAGGGUGAGAGAACUCAAGCUCCAGAAGGAGGAGUAUAUCUGCCUCAAGGCCAUGAUCCUCCUUAACUCCAACAUGUGCCUCAGCGCAACAGAGGGCAGCGAGGAGCUGCAGAGUCGCUCCAAGCUGCUACGACUUCUGGACGCUGUGACGGACGCUCUGGUGUGGGCCAUCGCCAAAACAGGCCUCACCUUUCGCCAGCAGUACACCCGCCUCGCCCACCUGCUCAUGCUGCUCUCACACAUCCGCCAUGCCAGUAACAAAGGCAUGGACCACCUCCACUGCAUGAAAAUGAAGAACGUGGUGCCUUUGUAUGACCUGUUGCUGGAGAUGUUGGAUGCCCACAUCAUGCACAGCUCCCGUCUGCCUCGCCAGCCUCUGCAGCAGGAGUCCGGGGACCAGACGGGGGUUCCUGCUCAGCCACACAGCUCUCAUAGCGUCCCCUCAAAUACCUGGACUCCCUAGCAGCACUCUGGAGGUGAACCACAGCAGUCGAAUGCAAUGAAUUGUCACCGCUUUGCACAAUACUAGUUCUGACUGAUGAGACGUUGUACUGGAACAUUCUGCUGAAUUUUGUGAACUCUCAUAGGUAGCUCAUGCUUUGACACACUGCUCACUUAUUCUAGUGAACUUUUGAAUGUUAAGACAUCACUCUGCAGAUGGACCAAACUCGCAGUAUUCUGUGCCUUAUCAUCCCCACAUAUUGAUAAAAAACAAAUUAAAAAAAAUUAAAAAAUCUGUUAUAAUUUGGCCAGUAGCACCAGUUCUCGCUCAAAUGUUCAUGUAAUAUGCCACUGCCAUGAUUCUCUUGGGUUGAGCAGCUAAUUUCAUAUCAGAUCAUAUUCAUAUAUUUUCAUCGUCCAUGUCUGGUAUUAUUUUGGAUGCAGAGAUGGUGUGUAUAAAUAACCAAACCAGCAAAAAAUAGCCCCCUGUUGCAAAAUAGAUUUGAGUAUUAUGAUGAUAUAUACAUAGACAAUAUGAUUAUUUGUUAUACUGCUUCUAUUAAGGUAGCUAUUUAUUUAAUAUUUGUGGGUAUUUAUUACAGGAUUUUCUUUAUCAACAUGAUGAAAUACCUUGAUUUGUCUGGUGUUUAAUUCACUGGACUAGACAAACAUUCCCAUCCAGUCAUUUAACCUAUAAGAAGAGUUUUAGAAUUAAAAAAAAUCAACUUCAUUUUAAUGGAUUAUUUUUCCAUCUUAAAGAAAUAAUUUGACAUUUUUGUAAAUAAGCUCAGUCGCUUUCUUGCCGACAGUUCGAUGAGAAGAUUGAUACCACUCUCCCAUCUAUGUAAUAAAUAUGUGGCGAUUCUAGGAUGAGACCUUCAGGGGGGCUCAGCCCCUAAUGAGAAUGUGACAUGGAUACAGUGCCUUGCAAAAGUGUUCACCAAAACCACAACCAACUUGACUUUUUGGGGUUUUCUGUACACAUUAAACAAAUGAGAUGCUAGUGAGCUUUAGAGUUGCUGGUAACAACGCUAGGCUAACCAGCUGCUGGCUGUAUCUUCAUAAUUAACAUGCACAGAUAUGAAUGAUUUCGAUCUGCUCAUCUAACUCUUGGCAAGAAAAGCAUGCAGGUGUACUGCAUUUCGUAAAAUGUUAAAUCAUUCCUUAAAUACAAGAUUACAUAUAACUUGGUAGAAAACAAUAUAGUUAUUUUGUUAGCAUUCACCAUCCACAGUGCCUGUGAGAAAUACUAAUAGUGGUUUUAUCUUUGUUAAAAUGACUUCAAGUCCAUUUUUACUGUUCAGUACAGUAGCAGAUACCCAUCUAGCUUAGACUCUAGACAGAAACCUUUUCACUGAGGCCACUGAAAGAUUGGAAAAGUAAUUGAGAACUGAAACCAGCCGUUUUGUCACAGCAGACCUCCUGUUGACCACUAGGGGGCGCUUUACAGCACACACUCACACCUGAGCGACACUUAAUUGUCCAGAACGUUUCAG
Molecule: messenger RNA, 3741 nt
Organism: Sander lucioperca (pikeperch)
Lineage: Eukaryota; Metazoa; Chordata; Actinopteri; Perciformes; Percidae
Gene: esr2a
Product: estrogen receptor 2a
Exons: 9
Coding region: 600-2267 (555 amino acids)
Biological process (GO): regulation of DNA-templated transcription; cellular response to estradiol stimulus; estrogen receptor signaling pathway
Cellular component (GO): nucleus
Molecular function (GO): nuclear receptor activity; zinc ion binding; sequence-specific DNA binding
Source: RefSeq, a predicted model, not a curated record